Messenger RNA from Triticum dicoccoides, 804 nucleotides. RefSeq names its product bisdemethoxycurcumin synthase-like. Gene Ontology annotation, molecular function: acyltransferase activity, transferring groups other than amino-acyl groups. Lineage: Eukaryota; Viridiplantae; Streptophyta; Magnoliopsida; Poales; Poaceae. The transcript has 6 exons. The record is from RefSeq and is a predicted model, not a curated record. Gene Ontology annotation, biological process: polyketide biosynthetic process. The coding region runs from base 1 to 804 and encodes 267 amino acids.
AUGGAGCUCGGGGUCACGGGGAAGGAGCCGUGCAGAGAGGCGAUGCUCGGCGGCCGGGCCGGCGUCAAGGAGAAGAUUUUCACUGCUUUUGGUAAGGACACUUCUGCUGCUUGUGUUGAAGAUUCUGAUGAUUCAGAUGGGGAUCCCUUUGUCCCCAAUGAUUUUGCUGAGGAUGAUCCUUUUCAAGCUUCAAAGGAAGGUCAAAUGGUUGAUCCUGAUUUAGAGAAAGCUUUGUAUGAGUUCUACAUGUCUCAUGUUGUUCUCCACUUUAUCCAAUUUAGGCUCUCGGGUUCAGCUAUCGAGUAUGAUAGGAGUAGAAGGAAGGCGAGCAUUACUAGUAGCAGCAGCAUUCCAGCCGUCACCUUGGGCGAGAUCCGUGUUGCCCAGUGUGCGGACGGGCUAGCGGCAAUGCUGGCCAUCGGCACGGAGAACCCGUCCCACUGCCUGCCACAGGGCAACUACCCCGAUUACUACUUCCGCGUCACCAACAGCGACCAACUCAUUGACCUCAAGCAAACCUUCGCCAAGCUAUGCGGGAUGACGGGCAUCAGCAUGUGUUUCUUCCAGCACAUCGACGAACUACGCGCCACGCACCCGGACUUGUCCCUCAACGCCACCCUGGAAGUCAUGGCUACCGCCCCAGAGCUCGCCGCGUCAGCUGCGAUGAACACCAUCGCCGAGUGGGGCUGUACAGCGGGCGACAUCACCCAUCUCGUCGUCAGCACCAAUGCGGGAUCGCAUGCCCUGGGCACCGACGUCCGCUUGGUCUCCCUUGGCCUCUGCCACGACGUCCUGCGCAACUGA